Macadamia integrifolia is the source of this 1296-nucleotide messenger RNA. RefSeq names its product RNA-binding protein 1-like. The transcript is spliced from 7 exons. Bases 109 to 804 code for a protein of 231 amino acids. The record is from RefSeq and is a predicted model, not a curated record. Gene Ontology annotation, molecular function: mRNA binding. NCBI's taxonomy places the organism in Eukaryota, Viridiplantae, Streptophyta, Magnoliopsida, Proteales, Proteaceae.
AUAUAUGCUCUCUGUGCAUUUGUUCUGAGGUUGUGAUCUCUAUAUCGCUUCAACUGCAAUUUUUCUCUCUGUUCGUAUUCCUCCGCUGUUUUCACAUCGUUCGUGGCAAUGGCGGAUGGUUAUUGGAGGUACGGAGACGCAAAGCAGACUCAUAUGCCUCCUUCUUUCGCCGGAAAACGUUCUCGCUCCGACUAUGAUGUCGCUGGCAGCCAUGAAUUUCCCAGUUAUUUUCCUCGUGAAGAUGAAAGAGGUGCACCCCGUGUUGUGAGAGAUAAUGAAUCCAUUGGAGCAUCCUUUGAUCGUUACCUGCGCCAAGCGCAAAUGUCAUCUUAUGGCGGUGGGGAAUCUGGCAGACCAAUGAGUGGGGGAAUAACCAGCCGUCCUGUUGAUGAUCCACGUAUGAUGGCUGUUGGGGGCAUGGACCCAGGCAUGGCUGUAAAAAGCCGGAACAUGGGGUUUGGUGGUGGACGACCUGAGAUGCCUCUCCCCCCAGAUGCUUCAAACACUCUUUUUGUAGAGGGCUUGCCUGCAGACUGUACACGCAGGGAAGUUUCCCACAUUUUUCGUCCUUUUGUAGGAUUUAGAGAAGUAAGACUUGUAAGCAAGGACUCUAGACAUCCUGGUGGAGAGCCGCUUGUCCUCUGCUUUGUUGAUUUUGCAACUCCAGCCCAGGCAGCAACUGCAUUAGAUGCCUUGCAAGGUUAUAAAUUUGAUGAGCAUGACCGGAAUUCAGCCGAUUUAAGGCUACAGUUUGCUCGUUAUCCUGGUCCGAGGUCAGGUGGUGGCCCUCGUGGCAGGCGUUGAAUAGUGCGGUUUUACAGGAUCCACUUGAAUCGGGGAGUUUCAAUCAUGAGGGACGUUACAACUGCGUUUCGGCAUAAAGAAUCACCAAGAUAUUGUUGAACGCACUUCUCUGUAGGAACAACUUGGGUCAGGAGGUUUCAGACUGAGGGACAAUUGGUAGAGUUUUGCGUGUGGUCUCUACCUGCGUUAGGACUCUGCUAACAAAUUGAUAGCUGCACUACUUGCAUUUUUAAUUGGGCCACCAUGUAUGUUUAUGAAUCUUUUAGGGUUUUGAGACGCAUCAAUAUCUUUCCUGUUGUUUAUGUUAUGAGAUCAGGAUUUCAAGUAUUUAGACAGUUAAAUGGGGGAAAGCUUUUUACUUGGAUCGGCAAAACGAUAUGGUCAAUAUCAUGCUAGGAUAUUUUGAAUUCUUGUUGAAAAUUUCCCUUGUACAGUCCUAAAAAACCAGUUUUUGUUUGAUUGGUUUUUCAAUGCUUGAUUUUGUUUGGCUUA